CGGGCCCUUUCAUUGUGACUGCCUUCGGUGAAACACUGGGCUUGGACGCAGAGGUGCAGUUUCAGCUGGCCAGAGUGGAGCGGCAGGGGUGCAGCUCCGUUGGGUUACAGUAGUGGGCGGCGAGAUCGGGCGGGUGAGGAAAUCUCGGUCCCCGGCAGCCGCUGCCCCUUUGAUGUUUUGGUACGACGUGCGCAUGCGCUCCACAUUAGAAUUACUGCACUGUGCAGACUAAGUUGGAUCUCCUCUCUUCAGUGAAUCCCUCAAUCCCAUCAAAAACUAAAGGGAUGUGGAGAGUCCGGAAAAGGGGCUACUUUGGGAUUUGGUCGUUCCCCUUAAUAAUCGCCGCUGUCUGUGCUCAGAGUGUCAAUGACCCUAGCAAUAUGUCGCUGGUUAAAGAGACGGUGGACAGACUGUUGAAAGGCUAUGACAUUCGUCUGAGACCCGAUUUUGGAGGUCCCCCUGUGGCUGUAGGAAUGAAUAUUGAUAUUGCCAGCAUUGAUAUGGUCUCUGAAGUCAAUAUGGACUAUACCUUGACCAUGUAUUUUCAGCAAGCCUGGAGAGACAAGAGGCUGUCCUACAAUGUAAUACCUUUGAACUUGACUUUGGACAAUCGAGUGGCAGACCAGCUCUGGGUGCCGGACACCUACUUCCUGAAUGAUAAGAAGUCCUUUGUCCAUGGAGUGACAGUCAAAAAUCGUAUGAUACGCUUGCAUCCUGACGGCACGGUCCUGUAUGGCCUCAGAAUCACAACUACGGCAGCCUGCAUGAUGGACCUAAGACGGUAUCCAUUGGAUGAACAAAACUGCACAUUGGAGAUUGAAAGCUAUGGAUACACAACUGAUGACAUCGAGUUUUACUGGCGCGGCGAUGAUAACGCAGUCACCGGGGUGACGAAGAUCGAGCUCCCUCAGUUCUCCAUUGUAGAUUAUAAACUCAUCACCAAGAAGGUGGUCUUCUCUACAGGUUCUUACCCCAGAUUGUCCCUUAGCUUUAAGCUGAAGAGAAACAUAGGCUACUUCAUCCUGCAGACAUACAUGCCGUCCAUUCUGAUUACCAUCCUCUCGUGGGUCUCCUUCUGGAUUAACUAUGAUGCUUCCGCUGCACGAGUUGCAUUAGGAAUUACAACUGUCCUAACAAUGACCACAAUUAACACCCACCUCAGGGAGACUCUCCCCAAAAUCCCCUAUGUAAAAGCCAUUGACAUGUACCUAAUGGGGUGCUUUGUCUUCGUCUUCAUGGCCCUUCUGGAAUAUGCUUUGGUCAACUACAUCUUCUUCGGGAGAGGGCCCCAGCGUCAAAAGAAAGCAGCUGAGAAAGCUGCUAAUGCCAACAAUGAGAAGAUGCGCCUGGAUGUCAACAAGAUGGACCCACAUGAGAACAUCUUACUUAGCACUCUCGAGAUAAAAAACGAGAUGGCCACAUCAGAAGCAGUAAUGGGACUUGGAGACCCCAGGAGCACGAUGCUUGCCUAUGAUGCCUCCAGCAUCCAGUAUCGGAAAGCCGGGUUGCCUAGGCAUAGUUUUGGGCGCAAUGCUUUGGAGCGACACGUGGCACAAAAGAAGAGUCGCCUGAGGAGACGUGCCUCUCAACUGAAAAUCACCAUCCCUGACUUGACUGAUGUAAAUGCCAUAGAUCGGUGGUCCCGCAUUUUCUUCCCAGUGGUGUUUUCCUUCUUCAACAUUGUCUAUUGGCUUUAUUACGUGAACUAAACUCCAAGCUCCGUGGGAAGCAAGGACUAGAUUACUCCUCAAACAGUUGUACAGCCUGAUGUAGGACUUGGAAAACACAUCAAUCCAGGACAAAAGUGAUCUUAAAAUACCUUAGUUGCUGGCCUAUCCCGUGGUCCAUUUCAUACCAUUUGGGUUGCUUCUACUAAGUAAUGAAUACACUAAGGUCCUUGUGGUUUUCCAGUUUCAAUGCAAGUGAUUUUUAUACAUGCUGCAGAGAUCGAGCGUGAAGUAGUCCACUUUAUCAGUUUAGUACACAGCCUAUUUACAGGGUUAUUAUGUAGAUUCUAGAAGAUGUUAGGAAGCUCAAUAGCAUUGGAGUCAGUCCUCUGAGACAUGGUCAUUUCAUUCUCCAUCUUUGUUCCUAAGAUCAGCACGCUGUUGGGAUGGCACUGUGCUUAUGAAAUAUUAUCCCGCAAUUAUGGAAGCAUAUUAGUUACUUCAAUAUGGUCAGUGAGGUCUGUGCUAGAUGAUAAUGGUGUCAUGGAGAGGCGAUUGUCAAGGGUCUAAUGGAGAAACAUAUAUUUUGAGCAUAUUCAAAGUAGGGAGGUGUGGCAAAGCGUUAAAGAAGAGACUUAGAAAGUUGAUUUGUCUGCUGUGUUUGAUGGCCUAGAAAGAACCAUCUGAGAUGUCUUUCAAUUUGGCAUUGAGACAGAAGAAGACUUCUGAGCAGCCUGUGCACAGCAGCCAAAAUGUACAUUUUGCCAACAAGCUAUUUCCUAACUGGUUAAAAGAUGAGGUAACAGCACAAAGCAGGGUUAAAAAUCCAGAAAUGACUGUAGUCAAGAGAAAGCAAAAACAAGUACGUGCAACCCUUGUCAGGGCCACAUGGCAUCUGGUCUGAGCAAAGCGCUGAGCAGCAGAGAGUAGCCUGAGAAGAAUUGCUUUGCCGAUCUCAUGAGCAUACGCUUAGCAUACAUAAGGAAGUCAUUCUAAAUCAUUUAUCUCACCAAGCGGUAGCUAUCAAAUAGAAAGGUGAAGAGAAUAAAAGUCAAACAGAAAAGUGAAGGGAAUUAAAAAUAUCUUGAUGAGCUGAACUGAGAAUUCUUUUAAGAAUCAAACACAGAGCAGAGACAACCAGGUCAUUUUUCUCAGGGUCGACUGCCCCUACAUCAUCUCCCUAUCAGUUUAUUUCUGAAUCAAAGACAGUAGUUUAAAAAGAGAAUUUGUUAUUUACUCUAAAUGAUUGAUCAGCAUUGUUAGCUUUUCUUGCUUUUCAAAUUCUCUUUUUACACUUAGGAGACAGAGAGUACAGGCAUUGUAGAGACUGCACGGUUGGGUUUUCUCAUGGGCCAUGAAGUCCAUCUUUAUAUUUUCCAAGGCGUGUGUAUGCACAGAUGAAAUCUGUGUGUCAUCUGGGUUUGGUAAUUUAAAGGGUGCUUACAUUGCCUAUAUUACAAUCUACUUAAGCAAGCCAGAACUAGGAGACAACGGGAUUAGAACAAAGCCAUGGUGAGUGUUGAGCUCUCAGUUGUUGCUGCAGAAGUGUAGAUAACUGACAACCAUGAUGGGUAGGAUGGUGUCGUUCUAUCUUUCCAACUAUGCCAUUUUGCAUCUUUCAAUAUUGGGUACACCCAUUCAUAUAUCGGACAGAAAAGAGAAUAGGCUAAUAUAUUUAUAUUUUGUCAAUGAAGAAGUCUCAUAUUUGACUUUCACGUACAGAAAAUACUGAAAACUUAGAAUAUUAAGGUUUUUGUUUUAUAAAUUUGACUCUGAUUGACCUUUUCCUCAGAGGAUGACUGCUGCUUCUAUUUUUAAAACAAUCAAAAAAAUCUGUCUGCGGAGUAAGGUCCCCAGUAAGUCCAUAGGAGUUAAGCCUAGUAUCACUCUGCAGGUAAAGGAUCCACUUCCUCCCCUUGUGACUCAGAAACUUGGAAUAUUAAACAUUAUUAUGCAAUUUCAUUCCAACAAUUAGAAAAAUAAAAAGGAAAAAAAUAGGUUUUCAUUCAUUUUCUAAAGUUUCACAAAAUUGGCAUGUUAGAGUAUUUGUUUUGUUUUGGUUUGGGAUAGUUUGGUUUCUACCAAUGUUGGGAAGUCUGCCGCCUGUGGUUUGAUUAAGCACUUGAACACUUUAGAGUUAUGGGAUCACAGAUCUGAUGAAGGAUCUCUGCACGUUCUCAGAGUGACGAUUCUUCUUCAAGCUUCUACAUACUUUCUCCUACGCAAUCAUUUCUGGGGAUCACAGUGAUAAAAGUGCCUAUCCCUUGUCACCAAGGGGUGAUGCUCGAAUACAAAAUAACAUGAAAGAAGCGUAACAAUCAACUCAGGGGCACACCUAUUACACGCCAUUCUGAGGAGAUUUUUCUAGAGACAAUUCAGAGCCUAAGUCUAGGCUCCCAUUUGCGAUUUCCAUAAAAGCCAUAAAAUCCUUGAUAUUGUCAUUUGUGGUUAUAACAAAAUCUUAGAUGUCCAGGGAAGUUGAGCAAUCUAUUUAGAUCAAAAUGGGGGGAAGCAGUCUCACAGCAGGGGCCUCACAUGCAUACGACCGGGAAACACAUUUCUGCACUAAUGCAGAAAGAAGGUAAGACCUUGGAACCAAUGUCCUAGAGUGAAACCAUAUGUUGGCAUUCAAUAAACCGUGGAGGAAGAAAACACUGACUCAUCCUGUCCAGGAAUAGCGGUCCAUGUAGAAUUUGUUUUUAUGUUUUUAGUUGAAUUAGAAUGCAGGAAAGGGUGCUAGGUCUGAUGAAUCUGGGAAAACCAAUUAGUUUGUUACCCAGUGAUUAAACUAAAGGACCACCAAGGUGUGUUUUGGCAAUCUUAACAUGGUAUUGCAAUCAGUUUAUACAUAUGUAUAGCUUUUUUCUUCUGACUAUUCAGUAACCAGAUAGCCAGCAAUUAAGGUGUUUUUUCAUCUCUGAGAAAUUAAUAGGCAAAUUCCAACUCUCAACUGCACAGUCCAAACAAAAUCUCUGAUCUCAAUCUGUAUAUAUAUAUAUAUAUUUAUUGUACAUGACUGCUUGUAGGUAUGAAAUGCACUUCUGAACUGAAAUCUCAUGCGACAUACCCAUGUGUUUGCAUAGGAAUGUUACAAUUCUUUCUACUGCAGUUUAACAACAGGGGAUAGGACUCAAGCAGAGUCAUCGAGUCCUUCAGUCUCUUCAUUUCCACAAGAGCAGUGCUAAGUAAAAAAUAAUAACAACAACAAUAAUAAUAAUGAUUUUUUUUUAAAACCAAAAGACUCUACAUUCUAGCAUUAAGACCACAUACAGAUAUGAUCUGUAAGCAUACAAAAGCACAACACUUCACAGCAAUGCAGUGGGAUAUCCAAUGAAGAAAUUAAUCACAGUGGUUUUGAAGCAAGACCUGCUUAAAAUUGACAACUAUGACCACUUUCAUUUUCUGUAGGUCGCUGUGUUUCAGUCUUCUGGCUAAUUUCAUGUUUAAAAACACAAACUGAAAGCAUUGACAUAGGCGGGUCUUAAAGCAUAUUUACAUGUGUAUAUGUGUAUAUAGAGAUUCGUGUAAACACACAUGCAUAUGUAUGCGUUCAUAUGUCAGAAACAAAAGGAAUAAGCUAAUGAGUUGUUCCCUCCAUUGAGCCUGUAUAUGAGUCUUUUUUUUUUUUUUUUUUUUUAAUUUGGCAACCAACAGUCACCAUCCUGAAAUAAGUAAUACAGGGUACUGAAUAACUCUCUCAGCAGAGCAAUGCCUACAGUUCCUAAGAACAUUGCACAGUUUGACACUACAAUACUACUGUACCUCAGAAUAGCAGAUGUUAAAUAGUUUCUGCAUUGCUUGUCAAAUGUCCAUUUGCUCUCUUUCUAAGGACAUAGAUAGCAUUGUCCAUUGGUGAUUUAAAAUAAAAAAAUAAUAAUAAAAUGGAAAAAUAAAUCCUCUUGGGAGGAGAAAAAAGAAAAAAAAAGAAAAACUGAAACUAACCCUCACCAUGUUGGUUAGGGAAAAUUACCAUUGAAGCAUUCAUGCCAUUUUGCUAAGUGUACAGAGUCUGUUAUGUAAGCAACCAUAACUUUCACUGAGCGUGUGUAAAUAUUUAAACAGAUUUCUUAAAUAUUUUUAACUUCUAAUUUGUAUUUUAUGGUAAGGCAAUGUACUAAUUCUGUUUAUGGCUUACACUGAUGUGUUACAAUAUGUACAUAAUUAAAGAUGCUGUAAAUUAAUAGUCAAUAGAUAAAAAGAAUUGUUUAGCGUUGUUGUCUUAAUUUUAUCUAUUUAUUUUUUACUAAGUAUGUUUACUGGAGUGCCCCAGCAGAGUAAUUUAAACACCCUUUUGCAUAAAUAAUUUGGGAAUCCCAGACAGAAGGAUUUCCAUUGCUGUCUCUCACAUACAGGUAGGAGUAUGCACAGACACAUACAUCCACACACAUGCACACACACACACACACACCACUGUCUUCCACUUUCUUCUUUUCACUCCUAUUUUCUCACUCUCAGUGGGAAAUGUAGCAUUGUCUUGGUGUCAUAUUAACAACAAAGAGAUGCUUUGGAAAUGGCAACUUGAAAAAAAGGAAAAAUGGUUAGGGUUAACUUAAUAGUUUUUCUAAGCUAGAGUAGAAGAAGCCAAAGAUUGCAGACUAUGGCUUUUCCCCAAAACUAGAGGUUUGUAGCAGUACUACAGAUAACAAAAAUGUUUAUUCAUGCCCGCUCCAGACAUCUUUUUACGUACAAUGCAUGCUAGAAGAGAUUUUGUUUUGUUUGGUUUCUUAGAUAGUAGCAUUCUGUCUUUAGAUAGUAUUAUUCCUUUCAACCAAAGACUCCAGAAUUAUUUUUCAAAAGGAAAGGAAAAAAUAAAAAAUGGGGGGAAAAGGACACUGCUUUACACCAAAGUUUAAAUAAUUUUUUCAAACGCAGCAGGAAGAUGGUUUUUAAAAAAAUAGUAAGGAGUCGAUAGAGGGUAAAAUCAGAUGCUGCCCUGAGCAAAUUGUUGUUUGUUUGUGUGUUUGUCAUUUUUAAGUUGGGAAACAUCUGUACCCUUGAAUAGCUUUAGCUUUUGGGAAUUCAAUGAGAACAUUUCCCUAGAUAUGUGCAGGAUUUUGACAUCAAUUUUUAAUUUGAUUUAAGACAUCCUUUUUGUGAUAAACAUCCAAAAUGAUGAAAAACAAAACUUUGCUUUGAGUUCUAAAGCAAAGUGCCAUUCCCUGUCACUCCACCUUACAUCUGAUGCCACACCUCUUCAUUGCACCAUUUGAAUCAGGUCAACAUUUCCGUCAACUUGUAUUCUUUCUUCCUUUGUAUUUUGGUUCAGUGAUUAAGAGUCCAGCCACAUUUAUUUUAGACACAGUUCACUCAAACAAAGUUGCCUAUAAUUUAAACUGUGUGCCACUUGCCCAUUUUUCUCUGCAUGGGUGUUUAAAUAGUUCUGUUACAGAAUUGUUCCUGCAUAGUUCUGGACUGUCCUUUUCUAAGGCGUGAUGUUCUAGUUUCUUCACAAUGUAGUGAUUAUCAGCCUUACAAUGACCUUGUAGCCUUUCUGAACACACACACACACCAUGCUCUCUCCCCAACAGCUAGAAGAGGCAAAGCACUAGCAGGAUACAUUGCAUCCGUUUUCAUGUCUUUCUCAAAACAGGACUUCUAAAAAUCUCUGGGAUACAUGCAGUAGUAAAAAUCAAAAGAAGAUUAUCAAUGAAUAGCACAUAAGAAUUAUUUUCAUGAAUUUCAACUUAUCGCAGCCAGUUUCAGCAUGUAAAUAUAUAAUAAUGUUGGCUAGUGUGUAAUUCUUGACCUAAGAAAUAGAAAUAAAAAUUAAAAGUU
This is a messenger RNA of Chionomys nivalis (European snow vole), 7442 nucleotides long. It is a transcript of the gene Gabrb2, whose product is annotated as gamma-aminobutyric acid type A receptor subunit beta2. Gene Ontology annotation, cellular component: synapse; neuron projection; membrane. Gene Ontology annotation, molecular function: extracellular ligand-gated monoatomic ion channel activity; neurotransmitter receptor activity; GABA-A receptor activity. The transcript has 10 exons. The record is from RefSeq and is a predicted model, not a curated record. Lineage: Eukaryota; Metazoa; Chordata; Mammalia; Rodentia; Cricetidae. Gene Ontology annotation, biological process: signal transduction; chemical synaptic transmission; regulation of membrane potential. The coding region runs from base 285 to 1709 and encodes 474 amino acids.